AUGGCGGACGGCAGUGGGGAAGACGAUCAGAGGCAGAUGCAGAGGGGCAGUAGUGUUAACAACAAUGGCGGCGGCGGGUGUCGAUGGAAUCCGACAAAGGAGCAGAUAAGCGUUUUGGAGGGGCUGUACAGACAGGGAUUGAGAACUCCGACGGCCGAUCAGAUUCAGCAAAUUACAGAGAGGCUUAGGGUUUAUGGACACAUCGAGGGCAAGAAUGUGUUCUAUUGGUUUCAGAAUCACAAAGCUCGUCAGAGGCAGAAGCCAUAUUACAUUGCUAAUGAUCAUUCACUAUACCAUCAUCAUCAACUCCCAGAGGUACAACUGCCUCCAGCACAACCCCAAAGGUACAACCAAUCAAAGCAAGGCGAGUACAUCAAUCGUCAUCCUCAUCAUCAAGAAACCCUAGAUUUAUUCCCAAUUCAUCCCACUGGAUUCCUGCAAAGAAAUUCAUCAAAUCAUGAUGAUCAGAACAAUGAAGAUGAAGAUGAGAACCCUAAUUCAGCUGCUGCAACUUCAACUUCUUCUGGCAACACUACUGAUCAUCACCAUCAUCAUCAUCAUAAUCAUGCCUUUUUUGAUUUCUUCUGCAGGAAUUGA
This is a messenger RNA of Andrographis paniculata, 597 nucleotides long. Its product is annotated as WUSCHEL-related homeobox 7-like. Gene Ontology annotation, molecular function: DNA-binding transcription factor activity; DNA binding. The coding region runs from base 1 to 597 and encodes 198 amino acids. The record is from RefSeq and is a predicted model, not a curated record. The transcript is spliced from 2 exons. Gene Ontology annotation, biological process: plant organ development. Lineage: Eukaryota; Viridiplantae; Streptophyta; Magnoliopsida; Lamiales; Acanthaceae.